AUGUCGACAAUUAUCAGACUCAACGGCGAUAGCUCUGCGAUGUCCAUGAUCGUACGUCCAAAUUGUCAAAAGUUUUCCCGAACACCGUUCCAAGCACCAAGCCUUGAGAUCUCCAUGAAGAAACAGAGAACAUCUCAAAGCGUGACGCAGGUUCAAGAUGCGAUGCAGCAUUCGGUGUUGAAAGAGGACUCGGAUUGCCAUCAGUCGCAGCCACCUUUCCUCGUAAAUACUGCCAGACGGGUCACGAACGCACUAACAGCCAGGGAGAUAUACGAGUCUGCCCUGGAUCCAGCACUCGUCCCGGAACCGCUUACGUUGAGGGGGCAAUACCGCAACGUGUCCGCGCCUGCCGCGCUUCAAACUACAAGAUCAGACAGUCCGCGCUAUACACCUCUUCAACAGGUCGCAACUGGGGAUGGAAGCUCUAAGAGGCAUUUUCAUAGCCGACGUCGAAGUCACCAACAUGUCCUUCUAGAUAUAUCAGCACGACUGAUCGCUGCCGGAAUCGAAGCAGCUGACGUCGCCCAAAUAAUGAACCUCAUACUGCAAGAACUGAUCCACAAAAUUGCACGCUGUACGGUGGCUGUUCGAGACACGCCGAGUAUUGUGGAGGAAGAGAUCCGAACGUUCUAUGCUUCAAAUUCAGCAUCCUCGGACGGCGGGUUUCCACAGAGCGGAGGUAUAAGCCCGCAUGUGACCGAUGCGGAUGUCACUCAUAGGCGAGGAGAUCCAUUCCAGGAAGAAAGAACAACCCAUCAUCACCAGUCCGACGCAGUAGAGGAAGGUCCAUGGGCAAGAAUCAAAGAAAUGGCCACCCCACACGACUUUGCGGUGGACGGGCAUCAGCAGGAUGAAGGAUUAUCCGUGUAUCACGAUGCUCUUGAGAGUCUUGAGAAAGAGCCAGCGAUGUACCAACAGCUAAUACAACAGGGAGAGCAUGAUACCUCAACUUGCUGCAGACGGCCAGCCGGCCUAGGAUUCUGGCGCCGCAACGCCCCUGCUGCACUCCCUGUCCAAACCACUCCGGCAAGCGAGAGCAUAGCACUGGUACCAUCACCACUGACUGCGCAACCAUCUAGGAUGGCAACGUUUCUUAUGGGUAUCCGCACAGCAAUCUUCGCAUCGCUAGCUACUAUCGUCGGCAGACUUCUUGGGGUCUUGAUGUCCGAGCUGCAGACGUCAGGGUUCAGUCUCAUCAAUAUCCUGAACACCCUUGGUGGUUGUGCGAGAAUGAUUGCACUGGUUCUCGCUAUGGUUCUGUGUGUACAGAUCUAUGCGAGGACACGUUCAUGA
Molecule: messenger RNA, 1293 nt
Organism: Cladophialophora carrionii CBS 160.54
Lineage: Eukaryota; Fungi; Ascomycota; Eurotiomycetes; Chaetothyriales; Herpotrichiellaceae
Exons: 1
Coding region: 1-1293 (430 amino acids)
Source: RefSeq, a predicted model, not a curated record